Molecule: messenger RNA, 435 nt
Organism: Spirometra erinaceieuropaei
Lineage: Eukaryota; Metazoa; Platyhelminthes; Cestoda; Diphyllobothriidea; Diphyllobothriidae
Source: the annotation of a GenBank genome assembly
AUGCUGACGGACGGCCGCAUCCUCAACCAACGACGGAUUCACUUCCAAUCGCGCCUGUUCACAACCACCGUCCACCAACUUCUCUUCGCCGACGACUGCGCCCUCAACGCCGCCUCGGAAGGGAACAUGCGAAGGAGCAUGGGACUCUUCGCUGCCGCCUGCAAGAACUUCGGCCUGAUUAUUAACACGGAGAAGACGGUUGUCAUGCGCCAACCGCCACCCAACACAGCCCCUCCCUACAAUGCGCAACAGAUUAGCGUGAACGCAACCCAAAUGCAAGUUGUGGACAACUUCCCGUAUCUGGGCAGUACCCUCUCCAGCAGCACCAAGAACGACGAUGAGGUGACCUGCGGUUAUCCAAGGCCAGCCACGCAUUCGAUCGUCUUCAAAGCAAAGCAUGGAAUCGCCACGGUUUCCACCUCAACACGAAAAUGA